GGUGCAGGGGGCGGGACAGAGAGGGCAGAGAAUAAAAGCUGCUCACGACAACCGCAGAGAUCACAAAGUCUGAGACAGGAAGGCUUGGAAGCUGCAAGUACCUGCAAGUAUUUGUUCUGAUUACUGCAUCACCAGGAAAGAAGACAAUGGGAGACUUAGUGAAAGCUACCCAAUCAAUUACCAAGGCUCAGGAUUUCAGAGAUGACACCAAAAUAAUAAUGCAACCAUAUGCUAACUGGGAGGAGUACUUGGUACCUGCCCCAGUCUCCAUAGCCAUUCUAGGGGAGCUGGUCUUUAUUUCUUCCAAUGUAGAUUUCUCCAUUGGCCAAAAGCCUCCUUCUGGUGGGUUUCAGUACAUCAAGUACCCAGACUCAUUCCGUGCCUGUCUUAUGCAAGUGGCUAAUGCCGGAUGGGCGGCAUUCAAUACAGCUCACACAAACAUGGACCAGAUCCGUCUCCACACUGGCAACGUGCCAGUUUACAUCAAGGAGUCAGUGAAUAUAUUACUGAAGGAGGAUGAUAAGCUUGUUGAAAUUUGUCUCCCUGACCAAAUAGAACAAAUAUCUACUAUAUCAGAUGAAUGUGUAAAAUUGGCUGAUCAAGCAGAGAAAAAGUUCACCGCUGUAAUUUAUCUGAUCCAAGAACUUUUGGAAGCUUGUAUAAGUGCAAAGAAGGUAUAUGGUGAUGAUCUGGAGGCUAUCAAGCGUAAAAUUGAGGAGACAAAUAUGAGAAAAGAGGAUUCAGAGAAAGCAAAGGAAAGGGCUCAGAAAACGCUUGAGGACAUGAAUAAACGUUUAGAUGAGUCACAGAAGACUUUUGAUAAAGCAAUGGAUUCACUGCCGUCUGGGUGGGAUGUGAUUGGCAUGAACUUUGUAGAGGGACUCACUGAUGGUCUGUUAGGUAUAUUUUCACAUGCAACUAAAAGCAUGGCAGAAACACCAAAGGACAAAAAGGACCAUGACGACGUUGGCGCUAUGAGCAACGUACUUUCCAAAGCAGGGCAGAUUCUGAAACUGGCCCAGACACUGAACAGCUUCAUUGACAAACAGCAAAUUAAAUGGUCUCAUAUAUACGAUCAAAAGGAAGACAAAACAAAGACGGCGUAUGUGGGGGAACAAUAUACUCAGAUAAAAACUUCAGUGGAGAACGAGAAAGACUGUAAAGCCAAAAAGGCCGCACUCGACAUCUGCACAGACGCUAUUGAACUGUGCUCUGAGCUCUCAAAGAUCGCACCUGACGGGAAAUGCGACGCUGCCAAGACAAAGGGCUUGAUUGGAAGAAUGCAGAAGCUGUUGAAGCAGUGUCGGAAAUUAGACUGUGACAACAAGGCCUUCACAAACACUCCAGCCCUCCAACCUGAACCGCCGCAUCAAGCAAAAGAAUGUGCAGGAAAACGGUCAGGUGAGAUGGCGGUGGAGAACGCCCGUUACCGCAUAGAGGAAGCUAAAACUCAGCUGGAAAAGGCAAGAGAGAUGCAAAAAGAGAGUUUGGGAAACCUGGAGAAAAACCAGAAGGAGCUGACAGAGAUCUUAGUCAUACUGCGGGGUUGUCAAGUGAAAGAGAUUGACUUCAACACCACCAUUAAGGUACUGGUUAAGGGUCUAGAUGCGAUGGGAAGAGUGAAAGAGCAGUGGGAGAAGAUGGUCCGCUUCUUUCAGAUGAUCUCAAACAUCGUCAAAUCCUGCCUGAGUACCUCUCUGACAAAUUUUGUCAAAAAAGCUGGACAGGCAUCUCAGAAAAAGCUGCCGUAUGACACAAAGAAAUAUCUCAAAGAUGCAAUGUACCAGCAGGCCCUUGCUGCGUCGAAUGUAGCCAGCUUGGUUAACAUGAUCUCAGGGACCUACGUUGAGGUUUCUGAGAAACACCUGAUGGACAGGAUCAGCAGUCUGGGCAAACUCAUGGCUCUGGAUCCCAACAGACCAGAAUUUGAGACUGAACGCAAAAAAUUACAAGAUGCAUGUGAUGCAGCUCAAGACGCAAUAAGGGAUCUUGUGGUAACGAACAGGAAGAAAUUUGAUCUGAAGGCAAAAGAGAGAAUGGAGAAGAUUGUAAUGGAGCUACAGCCAAUGUUACCCCCAGUAUCUGAGGAGAAAAUUAAAGAGAUCAAAGAAAUAACAAAUUCUUCAUUUAAAGAAAUGAGUAAGAGGGAUGAGGAUCAGUAUGCAUAA
Molecule: messenger RNA, 2168 nt
Organism: Brienomyrus brachyistius
Lineage: Eukaryota; Metazoa; Chordata; Actinopteri; Osteoglossiformes; Mormyridae
Exons: 2
Coding region: 147-2168 (673 amino acids)
Source: RefSeq, a predicted model, not a curated record